UGUUUCUCCACCUCUACAUUUAAAAGCUUGAUUUCCCGGAUUAUUACUGUUUGAACUUGGAAAAUCCGUGGAGGCGAAGGAAAUGAGCGAGAACACGGGCUUCAUCAGUGUGCCCUGGAAGCAGCACCGGCUGGGCGCUAUGUACAAUAGGCCGUUUCCCUCGAUUAGCCACCCGGAGUGCAUCGGCGUGUGCAGCAUAAACGCUAGCCGGGAAUAUGUGGACGACGCCAGCUGCGCCAGCUACUUGGCUGGUCAACCGUGGCCACCGCUGCCGUUCGAUCUUAACGGGGGUAUAGAGGAUGUGAUCCGCAAGCCCGUCGAGAACGGCAAACGUGAUCUGGAAAAUAUGCUGCUCUACAUCAAGCAUCACCAGAAGGAGCUGCUCCUCCAGGGGAGCUCCGAUGCAGGAUAUCUACGGCUGGACAGCGACUUUGUAACGCUGCGCGGCAUUUUGCGGCAGAUAAUGUGCCUCCAGUAUGAUAAUCGCACUUUCCGCGUCAAGGCGACGCUCCUGAACGGCAACAUCUACAUGUGCAAGGAGGAAACCUUAGAGCAGCAGCUGGAGAACGCGAACAUGACCAAGGCACAGCGGGACAUGUGCUCCUGGGGCUUCAAGUUCGAGCAGUACCUGACCAGUGCCCAGGCGCAGGGCAAACCGGUGACCAAUGUGCCGGUCAACGAGGCAGAGGAGUUCAUGGGCGUGUUCCACACUAAUCUGGCCGGGAUUUCGAUGCUAUACGGCGCCGAAUUGGACUGUGUGGACAGCAUGGAGCCAGUUGACUUCAAAGAUCGCAAAGUGCUCGAAUCCUUGAAAUUCGUGGAGCUGAAGACCAGCGCCUUGAAUAUGAACAAGUACCAAACGCGCAGCUUCAAUUCGUUCAAGUCUGCUAACUGGUGGAGUCAGUCAUUCCUGGUGGACAUCACGACGCUCUACGUGGGACUGCGCGACACCAAGGGCAUGAUGCAGAAGAUCGAUAAGAUCGAUGUGCCCACACUGACCCGCAACAAGCCGUGGAGUCCAUCGGCAAUGGUUUGGUACCUGGAACAGUUUCUGCACAAUCUUAAGAAGCUGCUGCUGACCAUUAACGAUCCGUUUGCGGUGGUCCAGGUGACUUUUAGCGAUAAGCGCGCCAACUACGAAGUGCUGCGCGGUGCGGAACACCAAAUACUGCCCGACUGGUAUCGAGAUUUGCUCAAAACGUGCACCUAAGGGAUUUCCAAUUUAUGACAUUUCCUUAACAACAGCAAGUCUGAUUUAAUCAUGCUUUCUUUAAUGCUUCUCGUACGAUAUAUACAACCCGACUUAGAACUACUGAA
This is a messenger RNA of Drosophila sechellia, 1317 nucleotides long. It is a transcript of the gene Rai1, whose product is annotated as Rat1 Interacting Protein 1. Gene Ontology annotation, cellular component: cytosol; nucleus. NCBI's taxonomy places the organism in Eukaryota, Metazoa, Arthropoda, Insecta, Diptera, Drosophilidae. The record is from RefSeq and is a predicted model, not a curated record. The coding region runs from base 83 to 1210 and encodes 375 amino acids. Gene Ontology annotation, biological process: nuclear-transcribed mRNA catabolic process; NAD-cap decapping. The transcript has 2 exons. Gene Ontology annotation, molecular function: mRNA 5'-diphosphatase activity.